Molecule: messenger RNA, 2835 nt
Organism: Periophthalmus magnuspinnatus
Lineage: Eukaryota; Metazoa; Chordata; Actinopteri; Gobiiformes; Gobiidae
Gene: akap17a
Product: A kinase (PRKA) anchor protein 17A
Exons: 7
Coding region: 150-2192 (680 amino acids)
Source: RefSeq, a predicted model, not a curated record
ACUCAAAGGUCAAAGUGCGCUUCUUUGAGAACGGAAGAAGCUAGAAUUGCGACGUUUUCUUUCAAUAACAAACGCUAGACAAGGGCCAGUAAUUGUGACAUUAAAGUUUAUUCAAAUAGUAUUAAUGCGAGCUGCUCCUCUCUGGUACAAUGACCACUACAAUAGUCCACGACACUUCAGAGGCUGUGUGCCUGUCUGCCGAGUACAACCUGUUCCUCAAACCCAUUGCCAAAAUGACUGUCAGCGUCGCCCUCCCCCAACUCAAGCUGCCCGGCAAAAGUAUCUCUAACUGGGAGGUGAUGGAGCGGGUGAAGUCCAUAGUCGCCCCGGAGCAGUUCUCUGUCCUCCGCAUCUCCAAGAGCACUAUGGACUUUAUACGGUUUGAAGGAGAGGUGGAGAACAAGACCGUCGUGAAGAACCUGCUCACAAGGCUUGACGGAAAGACCAUCAAACUAAGUGGAUUUACUGAUGUUUUGAAGGUUCGUGCUGUGGAAAACAAAGUGGACUGUCCCACACGUCACGACUGGGACUCGUUUUUCCGAGAUGCCAAAGACAUGAACGAGACGCUGCCGGGAGAGAGGCCGGACACCAUCCACCUGGAGGGACUGCCCUGUCGCUGGUUCAGUCAGAAGGACAGCCAGUACCCUGACAGACCCUCAGAGGAGGUGCUCAUAGCAGUGUUUGAGACUUUUGGAAAGAUAAGGAAAGUGGACAUCCCCAUGCUGGACCCCUACAGAGAGGAGAUGAUGGAUAAAAACUUCAGCACGUUCAGUUUUGGUGGGCACCUGAACUUUGAGGCCUAUGUCCAGUUUGUGGAGUACGGUGGUUUCACAAAAGCUAUGGACACACUACGGAGCAUGAAAUUGAUGCUGAAGGGAGAAGAUGGCAAAGCUGUGGCCUGCAAUAUUAAGGUGAGCUUUGAUACCAGCAAGCACCUGAGUGACGCAGCCAUAAAGAAAAGAAAUAUGGAAAGACAGAAGCUACAGGAGUUGGAGAAACAGAGAGAGGAGCAGAAACGUAGAGAGAAGGAAGAGGAGGAGCGGCGGAAAGAAGAGGAAAGAAAACAGAAAGAGCAGGAGGAAGAGGAAAAGGAGAGGAGAAAGGAGGAGAGGCUGCGCAAACGUGAGCAGAAACUAAAGGAAAGAGAGGAGCGCAAGAACAUGAAGAAGGUCAAGAAACAACAAGAGGAGGAGCAGAAGAAACUCCAGAUGAAGAUCGCCAUGGAGGAAAGGAGGCUGCUACUCGCUCAGAGAAACCUGGAGUCCAUACGGCUGAUCGCUGAACUGUUGUCUAGAGCAAAGGCUAAAAGGCAGCAGCAGUUGGAGAAGGAGCGGGCGGAGCGAGAGGACCUGAAAAGGAGGGAAGAGGCUCGGCAGAGGGCGGAGUUAGCCCGGCUGCAGCAGCUGGAGGCCUGCAGACGCCAACAGGAGGCAGAGCUUCACAGGGUGGAGGUGGAGAAGGAGCGAGCACUAGAGCUUCAACGCCGUGAGAAGGAACUGAGAGAGAAACUACUUUGUAACCUGCUCAAGAAAAGUAGUGGUAAAAAAUCUCCAGAUACUCAGGAGCCAUCUGGACCAGAGACCAGUGGAGCUGAUGACUUGAUAAUGGGCGUCCUAAGCAGGGUUAAUGGGUUAAAACCAGAGAAGUCAGUUGUUGUGCAAAAUGUGGAGGCAAAGAAAGAAGGAGGAGGAGGAGGAGAUAAUAAUAAAAAUGAAGCUAUGAGGAGUAGACAUAGCAAAGAGAACACAAAAGGUCCAGAGCAACCACACAGAGGUUCAAGCCCUUAUAACCAAGGCAGGAGGAGAAGGAGCCACAAUCGCCACGACAGCCGAAGGAGUUCCAGUCGCCACGACAGCCGGAGGAGGAGUUCCAGUCAUCACGGCAGCAGGAGGAGAGGUUCCAGUCAUCAUGGCAGCAGCGACAGGAGAAGGAGUUCCAGUCGGCACGGUAGCAGGAGGAGGCGGGGGAGCAGCUACACAAAGGGGAGGGGAAGGAGCCAUAGCAGUAGUUCUAGUCGGGACAGGAGCAGGAGCAGCAGCGGAGGGAGGGGUCAAGGGGAGCGUGGUGGAAGGGGCUACAGGCGAGGUCAUCAUGGAUAUAGCCGAAGCAGGUCUCGAAGCUCCUCCCACAGCAAAUACAGUGGACGAUACAGGAGGCACAGCAGGGAUAGGAGCCAUUCAAAUAGAAGAUAGACUUAAGUUUGACAGUAUAAUAAGACACAGUACAAAGAGAUGCAAUGGUCCUUUCAAAAAACUUGAAUGUCAAAACAGAGACUGUGAACAUGGAAAGCUGCCAUGCAUGUGAAAUUCAGUGGUAUUUGUUUUAUUGGACUAGUUUUACGUUAACUUAAUAUUUUCCAUUAGUUUUAGGCUGCUCUCAUUUGACAUUUUUACAUUACUGUUCAAAAGCAAAACAGUAAAUGCUGUAUUGAACUUAAGUGUCUACUAUGAAGAGGGGGGAAGAGUAACUAAAGUCAUACAGCAUAACUAAUUUCACAACUAAGAUUUUAACUCACAGUUUACUCUUUAUUUUCUUCAAAGGGCAUUGUCAAUCCUGAAUGUGUUAUCACACUAUAAUGAUUAAAUGUAUUGAACAGCAACUGACAGCAUUGUAGUGCCUGUCAGUAAGAUACUUGAACAUAACUAGUAAGAUAUGAAUAGGAGAAGAUACAAUAAUGCAUAUGCCACUGACCAUAGGAUAUGUAUUGUACCUUUUUGUUAUGAAUGAAAAUGCCUUGUUAAGAUUAAGCUGUCCAACACUUUGCUAGGCAUUCUUAUUGGUUGUUGCAUGUUCAGCAUCUGUGACGUCUCUCAAAUAAAAGUGGUUCUGGAGAUU